AUGAAUCAAACUGCCACUGUCUCUCAUCAAGUGAAAUGCCAGCCUUCCAAGACUAUCAAGGACCUGGGUGGAGUAAGUCCUCCACAGCGGAACUGGAAAGGAAUAGCCAUUGCUUUGCUGGUCAUUCUGGUGGUCUGCUCGCUCAUCACUAUGUCUGUGAUCCUCCUUACACCAGCGGACACUCAAGUGGGCAGUGAUACCAAGCUGACUAUUGAGGAUCUGUUUAAGUCUGACUUCUUCAUUCAUGACCCUGAGGCCAGAUGGAUCAACGAUUCUGAAGUUAUCUACAAGAAUCAUAAUGGCCAUGUGAUCAAAUUUAACAUUCUCACUAAUGAAACCGUGAUCGUUUUGAUGAACAGCACAUUUGUUGCUUUUAAAGCCACUAAGUAUUCCAUAAGCCCAGAUAUGAAGUAUGUGCUUUUCGCUUAUGAUGUUAAACAGGUCUACCGGCACUCUUUCACUGCCUCCUACAUAAUUUACAACAUUUUUACAAGGGAGGUUUGGGAGCUGGACCCUCCUGAGGUUUUGAACUCCAGACUGCAGCAUGCGGCUUGGGGUGUUCAGGGACAGCAGCUGGUCUACAUAUUUGAAAACAAUAUUUAUUACCAGUCAGAUGUGAAGAGUAACUCUUUGCGUCUGACGUCCUCGGGUAAAGAAGGGGUCAUAUUCAACGGCAUUGCUGAUUGGCUGUAUGAGGAGGAGAUCUUGCAGUCUCAUGUAGCUCACUGGUGGUCUCCUGAUGGUGAGAGGCUAGCCUUUCUGGUCCUCAAUGACAGUCUGGUCCCUAACAUGGCUCUUCCUUCCUUCACUGGAGCAACUUAUCCCAAAGGGAAACAGUACCCUUAUCCUAAGGCUGGACAGCCCAAUCCUGAGGUGAAACUCUUUGUGGUGAAUCUCUAUGGCCCAACACACACUCUGGAGCUAACACCACCUGAUGAUGUCAGAUUCAGGGAGCACUAUGUAGUCAUGGUAAAAUGGAUUAGUAAGACGAAGACAGCGGUGAGAUGGUUAAACCGUGCCCAGAACAUGUCUGUUUUGACAGUGUGUGACACGACCACAGGUGCUUGCAUAAAGAGACAUGAGGAGACAUCAGAAAUCUGGCUCUCAAAGCAGAAUCAGAAGCCGUUUUUCUCCAGUGAUGGCAGCCGGUUCUUCCUGACAGUGCCAGUAAAACAGGGUGGCAGAGGCGAGUUCCAUCACAUUGCCAUGUUUACCACACAGACACGGUCAAACCAAAAUGAAGUCCGCCAUUUGACCUCGGGUAACUGGGAAGUCACAGAAAUUGUGGGCUAUGAUGAAAACACUCAGAACAUAUACUUCUUGAGUACUGAUGGUUCCCCAAGAAGAAGACAGCUCUUUAGGGUUUCCACAGUUGGUCUUUUUCCACCACAAUGCUUAACAUGUGAACUGAACAAAGCACACUGUACCUUCUUCAGUGCUGAUAUGAGCCCCAACAACCAGCAUAUUAUUCUCCACUGUAAAGGUCCUGGAGCACCGACAGUGAUUGUACAUACACUGAAUACAACUAAUUACUUCAUCCUGGAGAACAACUCUCUGCUUAAGGCAGCAUUAAGGUACAAGAGGAUACAGCAGACUGAAUUUAGGACCAUCCAAAUGGACCACUUUGAACUUCCUUUGAAGAUUUCUUAUCCACCAGACUUCUCAGAGUCUCGUCACUAUGGUCUUCUACUGAUGGUUGACAGUGCUCCUGGUGGCCAGUCAGUGAAUGACAAGUACUAUGUUGACUGGGACUCGGUUCUGGUCAGUUCUGAUAAUGUCAUUGUGGCUCGUCUGGACGGCAGAGGGAGUGGGUUCCAGGGCCAAAGAAUUCUGCAGAAAAUCCAUAAACGCCUGGGAACUCUGGAAGAACAGGAUCAGCUCGCCGCUCUGGAAUACAUGUUGCAGUUUCCAUAUAUUGAUCGGACACGGAUAGGAGUGUUUGGGAGGGGUUAUGGAGGCUAUGUCACACUUCUCCUAGUCAAAUCCCCAGGGAGCCUUUUUAAAUGUGCUGUCGCUAUGUCUCCAGUAACAGACUGGAAAUUGUAUGCCUCAGCAUUUUCGGAGAGAUAUUUGGGCUUACCAUUACGAGAUGACAGCAGAUACCAGGUGUCCAGUGUGCUGGAGAAUGCACAGGGAUUCAGAGAACAGAUGCUGAUGCUGGUGCACGGGACUGCUGAUGCCAAUGUUCACUUCCAGCAUUCGGCAGAGCUCAUCCGUAAUCUGGUGAGCGUUGGGGCAAACUACACAAUGCAGAUUUAUCCAGAUGAGGGUCACUUCCUGUCAGAGCAGAGCAAACAGCACCUGUGCGCAUCUCUGACCAGCUACUUCAGAGAGUGCCUGCGGGAGGACUUACUGCCACUGCCUGAGGAAGAGGAGGAAGAGGAGGAGUGA
Molecule: messenger RNA, 2391 nt
Organism: Chanos chanos (milkfish)
Lineage: Eukaryota; Metazoa; Chordata; Actinopteri; Gonorynchiformes; Chanidae
Gene: dpp10
Product: dipeptidyl peptidase like 10
Exons: 26
Coding region: 1-2391 (796 amino acids)
Biological process (GO): proteolysis; regulation of potassium ion transmembrane transport
Cellular component (GO): plasma membrane; voltage-gated potassium channel complex
Molecular function (GO): serine-type peptidase activity; potassium channel regulator activity
Source: RefSeq, a predicted model, not a curated record